Molecule: messenger RNA, 5002 nt
Organism: Hemiscyllium ocellatum (epaulette shark)
Lineage: Eukaryota; Metazoa; Chordata; Chondrichthyes; Orectolobiformes; Hemiscylliidae
Product: zinc finger protein 239-like
Exons: 4
Coding region: 571-1473 (300 amino acids)
Biological process (GO): central nervous system development; regulation of transcription by RNA polymerase II
Cellular component (GO): nucleus
Molecular function (GO): RNA polymerase II cis-regulatory region sequence-specific DNA binding; DNA-binding transcription factor activity, RNA polymerase II-specific
Source: RefSeq, a predicted model, not a curated record
GGGGGAGGUGUGCUCCAGGUCGAGGGGGCUAGGAGCUGACUGGAAUUUUAUCCUUUUCCUACGUUGUUAGUUCCAAUGUGUACAUUCAUUGGCAUCGUGGCUCAAUGGUUAGUACUGCCACUUCAUAGCACCAGGGACCCGCGUUCGACUCCAGUCUCAGGCGAUUUUCUGUGUGGAAUUUGCACAUUCACCUCGUGUCUGUGCCGCAGUGUUCCCACAAUCGAUAAAAAUGCAUAAGGAUAUUAAUUGAUUGCAGACCUGGAUCUCAGAGCAAGUUCUGACAGUAAGCAGAGUCAUCAGGGUCUGAAUAUCAGUGGCAUUUAACUGUGGAAGGAAAGAGCUCCUGUCAGAGUGGGUGUGAGAAGACAAUGAAAAUGAUAAGGCUGCAUUGUGAGUGCUGCUUGACUAAAUGAGAGUGCUUUGAAGUUGGCUGAAAACAGAGUGAGAUGAGACAGGGAGAAAGUGAAGCUGAAAGAUGGAGUGUGCAGGCCUUUGAACAUUGAAGAAAAAAGCACUGUUCACACCGGGGAGAAACACGUAUAUUGGCUGUGUGUGGAAGAUUAAUCUGAAAUGUCCGAACGUCAGCGCAGUCACCCAGGGGAGAGACUGUGGAAAUGUGAGGAUUGCGGGAGGAGAUUUCUUUACCCAUCGCAGCUGCAAAUACACCAACGCAGUCACACUGGGGAGAAGCCAUUCACCUGCUCCGAUUGUGGGAUGGGAUUCACGCAGUCAUCCAACCUGCUGAAACAUCAACGAGUUCACACUGGGGAGAGACCAUUCACUUGCUCUGUGUGUGGGAAAGGAUUCAUGCAGACAUCUCACCUGCUGAAACACCAGCGAGUGCACACAGGAGAGAGACCAUUCAGUUGCUCUGUGUGUGAAAAAGAAUUUGCUUUGUCAUCCAGCCUGCAGGUACACCAGCGAGUUCACAAUGGGGAGAGACCAUUCACCUGCUCCAUGUGUGGGAAAGGAUUUGUUUCGUCAACCAACCUGCUGAGGCACCAGCGAGUUCACACCGGGGAGAAAGCGUUCACCUGUUCUGUGUGUGGGAAAGGAUUCACUCAGUCAUCCUCCCUGCAGGAGCACCAGCGAGUUCACACUGGGAAGAGACCAUUCACCUGUUCUCAAUGUGGGAAAGGAUUCACUCGCGCGUCUAAAUUACUGGUCCACCAGCGGGUUCACACCGGGGAGAAACCAUUCACUUGUUCACAGUGUGGGAAGGGAUUUACUCACUCCUCCAACCUGCUGAGGCACCAGCGAGUUCAUACCGGGGAGAGACCAUUCACCUGUCUGGAGUGUGGGAAAGGGUUCUCUCAGACAAUUCACCUGCUGGUCCACCAGCGAGUUCACACCGGGGAGAAACCAUUCACUUGUUCAGAGUGUGGGAAGGGAUUUACUCACUCCUCCAACCUGCUGAGGCACCAGCGAGUUCAUGCUGGGGAGACAUCAUUCACCUUUUCCAAGUGUGGAUAAGUCUUUGCUGAUUCAUCCUCCCUAUUGAUACACCAAGUUCACUGUGGGGACAGACCAUUCACUUGCUGCAUAUGUGGAAAGGGAUUCGCUCAGUCAUCCAAACUGUUAACACACCAGCAUGUUCAACAAGAAUCCGAGUUGAAGGAUUUUGCUCUUACUCACAUGGAGGAAUGAACUGUGGUCUUUGGACUGUUUGUACUGAUGUUAUUAACCCCUGCUCAAAAUUUGGCUUUCUAUUGGGGAAAUAAGGCAGGGCAGGUGACUGAGGUGUCAGUAGGGGAAUACUUUGGGGCCCAUAAUCAUUAUUUUAAAAGUAAUAUUUCCUUAUAGAAAAGGAUAGGUCUGGUCUGAAAAUUAAAGUCCUAAAUUGAUGUAAGGCCAAUUUUGACAUACUUAUGCUCCUUAAAGAUCAACAAGGCUGCCUAUGUGUGGAAGCACAGGUGAUGCCAAACAAGUAUUCCAAAAUGUCUGUCCAUGCUAACCCCAUUUCUUUGCACUUGGCCCACAUGCUUACAAUCCUUUCCUAUCCAUGUAUUUGUCCAAAUGCCUUUUCGAUGUGUUAAUGUACCAGCCUCAACCACUUCUGCUGGCAGCUCAUUCCAUAUGCGUACCACUUUGUGUAAAACAAAACAAGUUGCCCCUCAGGUUCCAUUUUAUUCUUUCCCCUCUAACCUUAAACUGAUGCCCUCUGGACAGUGAUUCACCAUCUCUGGGGAAAAAGACUGAGUGCAUUCACCCUAUCCAUGCCUCUCAUGAUCUUAUACACUUCUAUAAGAUCCCCCCCACCUUGGUCUCCUACGUUCUAAAGUAAAAAGUCCUAGCUUAUCCAAUCUCUCAUAAUAACUCAGACCAUUGAAUCCUGGCAACAUCAUUGUAAAUUUCUUCUGCACCCUUUCCAGUUUAAUGACAUCCUUCCUGUAAUAAAACUGAACACAGUACUCCAAGGUAGCAGCACCAAUGUCCUGUACAACUGCAACAUAACUUCUCAAUUUCUAUACUCGAUACCCUGACUGAUGAAGGCCAGUGUGCCAAAAGCCUUCUUCACUGCCCUGUCUACUUGGGAGUCCACUUUCAGGGAACUGUGCACCUGAACUCCAAGGUCCCUCUGUUCCACUACACUCCUUAAGGCCCUACCAUUCACCAUGAAACUCCUAUCUUGAUUUGACUUUCGAAAAUGCAAGACCUAGCACUUAUAAUCUCCAUUUGCCAUUUCUCGGCCCACUUCCCCAGCUGAUCAAGGUCCUGCUGCAAUCUAUGAUAACUUUCCUCACUUUCCAUGAUACCGCUAUUUUAGUGUCAUCUGCAAACUCACUAAUCAUGCCUUGUGCAUUCUCAUCCAAAUUGUUGAUAUAGAUAACAAAGUGCAAUGGACCCAGCAUGGACCCCUGAGAUACUUCACUAGUCCCAGGCCUCCAGUCCAACAAACAUCCUUCCACUAUUACUCUCUGCUUCCUACCAUUAAGCCAAUCGUGUAUCCAAUUUGCCAGCUCCCCCUGGAUUCCAUGCAAUUGAACCUUCCAGAGCAGCUUACCGUAUGGUACCUCAUCAAAGGCCUUACUGAAAUACAUAUAGACUGCGUCUACUGCCCUGCCCCCAUCAACUUUCCUGGUCACUUCAUCAAAGAACUCUAACAAAUUUGUGAGGCAGCACUCUCAAAGCCAUGCUGACUACUCCUAAUCAAACACUGUCUUUCCAAAUGCAUGUAUGUCUUAUCCCUCGGAACUUCUCCGCCACAGAUGUUAAGCUUACUGGUCUAUAGUUCCCAGGUUGUUCUUUGCAGCCCUUCUUGAAUAAUGGCACAAGAUUCGCUUUUCUCCAGUCUUCCGAACCUCACCCAUGGCUAAUGAUGCAAAAAUAUCAGUGAGGGCCCCUGCAAUUUCUUCUCUAGCCUCUUGCAAUAUAUCUGGUCAGGACCGGAAGAUUUAUCCACCUUCAUAUAUUCCAAAAUGUCGUCACCACCUCUACUGUGAUUUGACUGUCCCCGAGAUAUCACCACUAAUUUCCCCAAGUCUUCAUGGCUUUCUCCAUGGUGAACACCAUGGUAAAAAUGUGGUGCCACUGUUUAUGAAAGGUGGUAAGGCAAAGCCAGAGAACUACAGGCUGAUGAGCCUGAUGUCAAUUGUGGGUACAUUGUUGGAGGGAAUUCUGAGGGACAGAUUUACAUGUAUUUGGAAAGGCAAAGACUGAUCAGGGAUGGUCACCUUGGCUUUGUGCAUGGGAAAUUGCAUCUCACUAACUUGAGGUUUUUGAAGAAGUGGCAGAGAAGAUUGAAGGCAGAGCAGUGUUGUAGAUAUGGAUUUCAGUAAGGCUUUUGAUAAAAUUCCACAUAGUAGACUGAUUAGAUCGCAUGGAAUCCAGGGACAGCUAGCCACUUGGAUACAAAAUAGGCUUGAACAUAGGAGACAGAGGAUCAUUAAUGAUGGUAGGGGUUUAUUUUUUGAAUUGGAGGCCGGUGACCAGUGGUGUGCUGCAAGGAUCUGUGCUGGGUCCACUGCUUUUUGUCAUUUUUAUAUAAAUGGUUUGAAUAUAGGAGGAAUUGUUGCAGGUAACACCAAAAGUGGUGUUGCAGUAGACAGUAAGGAAGGUCAUUUCCGAGCAGAAUCGAACCUUGAUCAGAUGGGCCAAGGAGUGGUGGUUUGAGUUUAAUUCAGAUAAGUAUGUGGUAUUGCAUUUUAAUCAGGCAAAUCAGGGCAGACCUUACACACUUCAUGGUAAGGUCCUGGGCAGUGUUGCCAAACAAAGGCAUUGGGGAGAAGAUCCAUAAUUCCUUCAAAAUGGAGUUGCAGGAAAGCAGGGAGGUGGAAAAGGCAUUUGAUAUAUCUUGGUCAGUGCAUUGAGAAAGGUUUUGGGAUAUUGUGGUGGGGAGGGAGUGUUUAUAAUACAAUCUCAUUCAGGUGAUCAUCCCUUUCUUAUUUCUCAAUUCCACCCAAAUAACAUCCCUGCACAUUUUCCCAGGAAUAUCCUCCCUAAGUACAGCCAUAAUGUUAUUCCUAAUCAAAAACACCACUCCCCCUCCGCUGAUGUUCCCCUUUCUUUCUAUUGUAUAGCCUCUAAACCCUGGAACAUUAAGCUGCCAGGUUUGUCCAUUUCCAAGUCAUGUCUCUUUAAUUGUUGAUAUCCCAGUCCCAUGUUCCCAACCUUUCUCUGAGUUCAUCUGCCUUACCUGUUAGACCUUCUGCACUGAAAUAAAUGCAGUUUAAUAUAGCAGUCCUACUUCGUCCAUGUUAGUAACCAUUGUAUAACUGUGGGGUAGGUUUUAGAAAUGAUCACAUUGUUGUACAUCAACAUAUUCACACUAGGUAAAGAUUAUCCAUCUGCACAGUGUCUGUGUGCAAAGGGAUUUCCGGUUCAUCAGAACUGGUUGACCACCAGUGAGUUCCCAAGACUGUGUCGGAAUUGUUUUAUCGAUGCUGCUAUUAAUCUGUGUCUCAGACAGGUUACGUGGGCUUGUUUCUGAUUAUGUUUGUCAACACUGUAUGCUGUUUACCUAUUUGGGAGAAAAAAUUAUAUAAAUCAUCUUUUUGUCAAA